CACUAAUCACCCCCUGUUAGUUAUUUUGGAAAUAUAUUUCAUGUAUUGACCUCUCUACAGAUUUAUUAUAAGUAUAGAUAAAAUAUUCUUCUUCAACAGGCUGCAUGUCAAGAUGCUUACACCAUUGGCAUUGCUAAUAUUGGGCAUUUGCUCAGUAAGUUGUGACUGGAUUGUUGUUCCACCUAAUGAGCCUCCAUGUCCUACCGGGUGGGAUCGUGACAUAUAUGGUAUAUGUCGUGAUACAUGGAAAGAGGAGCCCAAAUCUCGAAGAUUCAACAGCCCUCGACACUGUCGCCCUGGCCAGCACUGGGUCCAUGGGCAUUGCCAUAACUUGUUGAUGUUACUAAUGCCAAGUUUUGGACCGAACCAAAUAUUGGGCCCACAUCACAUAACAUCGGACCUAAAUUUGGCACCACAUCACCUAGCAUUGGAUCCACAUGGCUGUCCCCCCGGUCAAGAACGGAAACACGGAAAAUGCUGGACGGAACCUUUAGAUUUAAAACAUCACAAAGGACACCAUGAAGGACACAUUAACGUACACGAUGAAAAACACCAUGAAGGACUCGUUGAAGGACACUAUGAAGGUCACCAUAAAGAACAUCAUGGAAGACACGAUGAAAGACACCAUGAUCGGCACAUUAAAGGACACCAUGAAGGACUCUUUGAAGGACUCCAUGAUGAAUACCAAGAAGAAUAUCCACACUUCCCGAAAACGUUUUGGGGCAAAAUUUCGUAUGCCCGAAGAAGGGCAGAGGAAGGAGAUGAAGCACCUGAAAUGGAAAUGUGAGAUGCUCGGGCCGCCAGUAUGAACAAUGUGGAAGAAUCGGAGACCUAAUGCUAGCGGCAGUUAGCCAAAAGACAGUUGAAUAUUCUUAUCGUUGAUUUUCUUGUAAAUAAAUGACUUCUAACUAAUCACUUAUCAA
Molecule: messenger RNA, 923 nt
Organism: Bicyclus anynana (squinting bush brown)
Lineage: Eukaryota; Metazoa; Arthropoda; Insecta; Lepidoptera; Nymphalidae
Product: histidine-rich glycoprotein-like
Exons: 4
Coding region: 113-787 (224 amino acids)
Source: RefSeq, a predicted model, not a curated record